Cyclocybe aegerita is the source of this 876-nucleotide messenger RNA. The record is from the annotation of a GenBank genome assembly. NCBI's taxonomy places the organism in Eukaryota, Fungi, Basidiomycota, Agaricomycetes, Agaricales, Hemipholiotaceae.
AUGCACCUCUGCCUGACGUCACACGAGCCUUGGAAUAGCAAUUACUGCACCGAAAAGGGGCAGGUGCUCUACAAGGUCGUCUGCCCGUCCAAGCUGCGCUCCCAAACAGCCGCGAUAUGGCGCGCGCUGCCCGACCUCAAGCCCACCGAUGAAGGCGUCCUCUGGGCAGAGCGGCACUCCUUUCACUCCCCUACCCCGGAAGAGAGCACCACACAAUCCCACUGCUCCUCGCACAGUACCGGCGUGGACAACGAUUUCGAGAUCCACGAAGAGAGCCGGAGGAAGUCGUUCGAGUCGCACGACCACGACUUCCAGUGGGGAACUCCGCCCCCGACGCACGAGUUCCUGGAUAAGCUGUCACAGGAGUCGGAGAAAGAGUUGAAGGACAAUUUCGUGAAGCUCGCUGAGAUCGACUUUCAUACGAUUUCGUCGACGCAUAUUCGGUAUAUGGGUGAAGAGUGGAAGACGAACGAGUUCUUCCGGAAAGAGGGAUGGGGCUGGUAUGGAAGUAAUCGUAUAUUCACCGGCUCCGAUGGGAAGGAAUACAGGUGGAAAAUGGGCUCGAGCGUCUCCGAGCUAUUCCUCCAUGAUACCGCCCACGACACCACAAAACACGACAGCAAGACCCACGUCCCGCUCCUCGUCGCGCGAUUCCACGACCCCCAAGUCUCAAUGUACCAGAAGAGGCGACCCGCGUCGCUCGAGAUCUUCCCCGUCGGCGAGCACAUGGUCGAGCUGAUCCUGAUCACCUUCAUCUACAUCGAGAAGAUGCGCACGGACAGGCAGAACUCCGCGGUGCGGUCGACGCGCAUCGUCACCACGCCGAACGGCACCAAGGUUGGAUCGCCCACGGCUGCGGCUUUCGCGUUGGCGUAA